Molecule: messenger RNA, 619 nt
Organism: Scomber japonicus (chub mackerel)
Lineage: Eukaryota; Metazoa; Chordata; Actinopteri; Scombriformes; Scombridae
Gene: chp2
Product: calcineurin-like EF-hand protein 2
Exons: 7
Coding region: 11-595 (194 amino acids)
Molecular function (GO): calcium ion binding
Source: RefSeq, a predicted model, not a curated record
GUGCAGCAGGAUGGGAACCAGCAGCUCUAAAUUGAAACGCAUCCCAAACGCUCAGGAGCUCAUAGAGGAAACCGGCUUCUCUGUCGCUCACAUCCUCCGUCUGCACGAGAGGUUCGAGUCCCUGGACAAAAACGAGACGGGAGAGCUCAGGCCUGAAGAUCUGGAGACGGUGCGUGAGUUGGACAUGAACCCGAUCGGAGACAGAAUCGUCAACGCUUUCUUCCCUCCUGGACGGGACACUUUGGACUUCCCCUCCUUCGUCCGAAUUCUCGCUCAUUUCCGUCCGUCCGACACAAACCGACCUAAAGACGCGACGCAGGAGCCGGCCAACAGCAGGACCGGGAAGCUCCGAUUUGUCUUCCAGCUGUACGAUCUGGACAAAGAUGGAAAGAUCUCCAGAUUUGAGCUUCUUCAGGUGCUGCGGGCGAUGCUGGGGCUGCAGGUGACGGAGGAGCAGCUGCAGAGCAUCGCUGAGCGAGCCAUACAGGAAGCAGACAUGGACAGCGACGACGCCAUCUCCUUCGACGAGUUCAAAAAGUCUCUGGAGAAAGUGGACAUCGAGCACAAGAUGAGUAUCCGUCGCUUCCUGAAAUAAAGACGCUUCCUACUCGGAUCCUUC